Halichondria panicea is the source of this 560-nucleotide messenger RNA. RefSeq names its product putative pterin-4-alpha-carbinolamine dehydratase. Gene Ontology annotation, molecular function: 4-alpha-hydroxytetrahydrobiopterin dehydratase activity. The transcript has 3 exons. Lineage: Eukaryota; Metazoa; Porifera; Demospongiae; Suberitida; Halichondriidae. Bases 90 to 476 code for a protein of 128 amino acids. Gene Ontology annotation, biological process: tetrahydrobiopterin biosynthetic process. The record is from RefSeq and is a predicted model, not a curated record.
CAAAUUCAUGCUUCGUUAUAUUGAAGAAAAAUCGCCCCUUGGCAAAGCAACAGAUAAGGUCAGAGGUCGUGUGGUGUGCAUUGUUUAGAAUGUACAGAGCUGUAUUCACCAAGUAUCCACUCAACAGACUCCCUCUACUGCAAGUGUUCAAGCGAAUGGCAACUUCCCCGAAGAGUAAGAGGAUCAAGUUGGAUGAUGGGGAGAGGCAAAGUGAAGGAUUUGUGGCUCUAAUAACAGCAGGAUGGAAGACUGUUGAGGGGAGAGAUGCCAUUCAGAAAGAGUUUACAUUCAAGGACUUCAGUGAAGCGUGGGGGUUCAUGUCACGAGUGGCACUCAAGGCUGAGCAAAUGAACCACCACCCGGAAUGGUUCAAUGUGUACAACCGUGUGGAUGUCACCCUCUCCACACACGAUUGUCAGGGCCUCUCUCUCAGAGACAUCAAAUUAGCCACCUUUAUAGAAGAUAUUGUCAAUUAACUGCGUUUGCUGUUAUAGCUAUUAUAAUAAGUUGUGUAUCCCCUCAUACCGAUUAUAUACUAUAUCAUGUGUUAACAAAGUCAA